Messenger RNA from Colletotrichum gloeosporioides, 1542 nucleotides. RefSeq lists its product as uncharacterized. Gene Ontology annotation, molecular function: ATP binding; protein serine/threonine kinase activity. The transcript has 3 exons. The record is from RefSeq and is a predicted model, not a curated record. The annotation marks the transcript as partial. Gene Ontology annotation, biological process: peptidyl-serine phosphorylation; peptidyl-threonine phosphorylation. Lineage: Eukaryota; Fungi; Ascomycota; Sordariomycetes; Glomerellales; Glomerellaceae.
AUGAUUCACAGAUUCAUCUUGAAUGAUGUGAAGGACGACGGGUUGCCAUUUGAGUUUACCUUCAAAAAUGGUUCGUGGGAUAUACGAAGUCGACAUGGGCAACAAAUCGACCACUUGUUUUCCGGAUGGGGCUACCUGCAUAUCGACAACUUCUCCAGACACCAAUGGUCUGUCUUGUCACCGUUCUUUCGGAAGCCAGACGACAAAAGCCAAGACAAGGUGUACCAUUACGAUCUGCAGAAGGAAACGGUUCUUCCUUUCGAAAGAUCUGAAGAGGAGGGUCUGAAUGCGGGCAAAGGUAGCUAUGGAACAGUCUUCAAGGUCAAGAUUCACGCCGCCCACUGCGAUUUCGACCCUUGUAGUAAUCCAAACCUUGAAUUUGGGAUCAAACGGCUCGAAAGAUCAGAAGAGAUAGCAUUUAAUAAUGAGGUCGACACACUCAAGAGAUUCAGUAUCAACACAAACAAUCACCUCAUCCAGCUUCUCGCUACGUACAAGUGGCGAAACAGUUACUAUCUUGUCUUUCCAUGGGCGGACAAGAAUUUACAAGGGCUUUGGGAAGCAAUUGAACGGCCACAAAACAGCCUGAAGUUAUCUUUGUGGGUGGCGCGGCAAUGCCACGGGCUCGCGGUUGGACUGAGCAACAUUCACGUCUAUCAAUCUCAACCUCAGAAUGAAACAGGCGUAUCUACUCUAGCCCUGCCAUCUGACGAAAAGCCCUACGGACGACACAACGACAUCAAACACGAAAAUGUACUUUGGUUCAAGGAUCACAGCAACGAUGCCGAGGAAUACGCCGGAGAACUGAAGAUUUCGGACUUCGGGUUUGUCAGGUUCAACAGCGAAGGAUCGCGCUCCAUCAUCCCCACACACAAUCUAUUUACACCGACGUAUAUGCCGCCCGAGUGCGCCCUGCCGAAUCACAUUAUCUCUCGAUCCUUUGACCUGUGGUCUUUGGGCUGUAUGUAUUUGGAAUUCGUAACUUGGUUAUUGAAGGGCUAUACCGCUGCCACCGACGAUUUCAUAGACGACCGAAUCGACGAUUGCCAAAUCGAAGAGGAUCGACGCGUCGAAGUCACCGAAUUCAAGGAUGACAACUUCUUCAUAAUACGGGACAACAUAGUGAGUCUCAAAAACUCCGUAGUUGCGUGUAUCAAAAGCCUUCACUCGCAUCCUCAUUGCACGGCGUAUCUGCACGACUUCCUCGACUGUAUCGCUAACCGACUUCUGCUGCCGGACCCUACCCAACGAAUAAGCUGCGGUGACCUCGUUCGAGAGCUUGACGGAAUUCUUCAGAAGUGCCAGAAGGACGAAGAAUAUUGCACCAAAGGCGACCCAAGAGGGGACUAUGAGAUACCCCCGAGGAUUUACAGUUUAAGACCUUCCAAUAAAGCUGCCAUUUCUCCAUCAGAGAGCCCUGCGGGGCCUGCAGGUCACUUGUCUGGCCGUCAACUGCAAGCCGCUGCUAGACAUGCAGGUGCCAAGGAAGGGAGCAUACAGCAAAGAACAAGCGACCUUGAUAUGACUGGUCUUGUGGAUGGA